This is a messenger RNA of Diachasmimorpha longicaudata, 672 nucleotides long. RefSeq lists its product as uncharacterized. The record is from RefSeq and is a predicted model, not a curated record. Bases 8 to 439 code for a protein of 143 amino acids. NCBI's taxonomy places the organism in Eukaryota, Metazoa, Arthropoda, Insecta, Hymenoptera, Braconidae. The transcript is spliced from 2 exons.
ACGGAGCAUGCAGCCUUUAUCGACAGCCUUUGAGGAGAAAUUCCUCAGGAAUGCUGGAGGGACUUGUGAUGUAUUGUUGAAGGGAGCUAGCAGAGUAUUGGAGUACAACACCCCAUUCCUUCCUGAAUCGCUGCGAAUAACCAAUUAUGAUUACGCUAAAUCACGGGAAUUUGAUCAUUUUAACAAGGCAGUCCAAUUGCAUCGCGAGCAAUAUAGAAAUGCAGACGGGACGAUCCACCCCCUGAGGUACUUCCGGACACACGAUACGGAUGACCCGACGAAAUCAUACUUUUGCAAAUACCCCGUGACCUACGUUAAAUAUAAAAACCCUCCUGUUCUGCCACGUACCUACAGCCGAGCAAUAAAACUUCCCUCGCUUCCCGUGCGAAAAAAUCCGAGGAUUUACAAUCCGGCUCCUUGUACUGCUUACAAAUUUUGAAAGAUAAGUCGUAAAGUAUGCAAUACAUGCAGAUGGAUAAUUAAUGUUGAAGUCGUUGGCUAUAGUAACAAAUGUAAGCGCUGCUCCACACGAAUCCCCUUUCGAAUUGUCCAUGAAAGCUUUAUUCGUCUUUUGAAGGAUUAUCUCAUCAUGGAAUAUUUCACGUUUAAUUCCCCAUGUUGCAUUCUAAUAAAGUAUAAAUGCUGAUGAAUAGUUUACUUUAAUAAAGAGCA